Messenger RNA from Penicillium canescens, 918 nucleotides. RefSeq lists its product as uncharacterized. Gene Ontology annotation, biological process: mitochondrial phosphate ion transmembrane transport. The transcript has 4 exons. Gene Ontology annotation, cellular component: mitochondrial inner membrane. NCBI's taxonomy places the organism in Eukaryota, Fungi, Ascomycota, Eurotiomycetes, Eurotiales, Aspergillaceae. Gene Ontology annotation, molecular function: phosphate transmembrane transporter activity. The record is from RefSeq and is a predicted model, not a curated record. The coding region runs from base 1 to 918 and encodes 305 amino acids.
AUGGCCGCCCCUACUGCCCUCCCGCAGCUCACUAGGAGCAAACCAGAGGGCAUUGACCUCUAUGCUCGCUUCGCUCUUGCCGGCGCAUUGGGCUGCUCUAUAACGCACGGCGCCUUUACGCCGGUCGACGUUGUCAAGACUAGGAUCCAGCUUGACCCUGCAACCUACAACCGUGGCAUGAUCGGUAGCUUCCGUCAGGUCAUCCAAAACGAGGGCAUCAGCGCUCUCGCGACGGGCUUCGGCCCGACCUUUGCGGGCUAUUUCAUGCAAGGCGCCUUCAAAUUCGGAGGAUACGAAUUCUUCCAGAAGAAGAUUUCUGAUAGCCUUGGCGCAGAGGCGGCCAAAAACAACCGCACCGCUGUAUAUAUGAUCUCUGCUGGUUCGGCUGAGUUCUUCGCCUCAAUUGCCCUGUGUCCCCUGGAGGCAACCCGUAUCCGCCUCGUCUCAACACCUGGCUUUGCUAAUGGCCUGAUUGGUGGCCUUGGAAAAAUUCUGAAGAAUGAGGGUAUUGGCGCCUUCUAUUCUGGCUUUGGCCCUAUCCUCUUCAAGCAGAUUCCUUACACCAUCACCAAAUUCGUUGCCUUUGAAAAGGUUUCCGAGGCUAUCCUGAGCCACUUUGAUAAGUCCCAGAUGUCUGCUGGUGCCUCAACUGCUGUGAACUUGGGAUCUGGUCUGAUUGGUGGUUUUGCUGCGGCCAUCGUGUCCCAGCCCGCUGAUACCAUGCUGUCCAAGAUCAACAAGACCAAGGGUCUGCCCGGUGAGAGCACUGUCUCUCGGCUGGUCAAAAUUGGUAAGGAGCUUGGUCUGCGUGGAUCUUUCACUGGUCUCCCGACCCGUCUGUUCAUGGUUGGUGGCCUCACCGCGGGCCAGUUCGCUAUCUACGGCGAUAUCAAGAAGCUUCUUGGUGCUACCAAAUAG